Molecule: messenger RNA, 2186 nt
Organism: Ostrea edulis (European flat oyster)
Lineage: Eukaryota; Metazoa; Mollusca; Bivalvia; Ostreida; Ostreidae
Exons: 2
Coding region: 522-1172 (216 amino acids)
Source: RefSeq, a predicted model, not a curated record
ACGAAGCGACCACUGAGAUACCGCGACCUGUUUAUGUAAACAUCGGGCUUGUGCAGUUAACACCGUUUUAAUAAUCUAUUCAUUUAACUUGGGCGUGUUAGGCAGUACGUCUAAACCUUGAAAACCCUCUAAUCGGCAAUGAACUUGUCAAUAUAGUGCUAGAAUAAUGACACUCUCUCAAAUCAAGGCAGAAGUUUAUCUUAUAUAUACACAAUACAUAAGGGGGGGGGGGCAUAAAAAAUAGUGUUCCAUAUGAUGCUGUUUGUUUAAACAAAACAAAUCUUUCUGCAAUCUGUCGUUCUGUAAUGGAAUUAAGUUUUGAAUAUAGGAUUAUGUUCUAGUCAGCUUUACUCUAUGAUAUAUAAGAAAGAAAGAAAAGAAAACAAAAGCUGUUUACACAAUAAUUACAUCGGGGUCGCAAACUUUGUCGCGAUUCGUAAUAAAUUAAGCAUCGGGUUCGGGAACUCGUGUUGAAAGAAAUUAUGUAUGGACCUGUGCUCAAAAUAUAACUUUGCUGGGAAAUGGUAACAACAAAGCAUUGUUGUUACGGUGUAUGUGUCAACGACUCGCGCUAUCCAAAGCGUGAUGUGUGGUUCAUUGGAUUCGGCAAUGGAUUUCCGAAACCGACAAAGGACAGAGAAAAGUGUUUACGUUGGGUUAACAACUGUGGACGUCGAGAUUUCACCAUAAAUAAUGUUAACAAGGACACUUACAUAUGCAACCAGCAUUUUGUAGGUGGAAAUGGACCAACAGACAAGAAUCCCGACCCGAUUAAAUUCGGAUUAACAGUUACACGUCCCAAAAAAAGAAAGGCUCCCAUUGGCAGAGGAUUAUCACAAGAAAAGAAGAAAAAAUCCAACACCACAUAUACUGAAGAAGUGAAAUCAGAAAAUGACAAAAUAGCACAAAUUCUUCUGGAGUAUUUGGGUUCCCAAAGCCAAGAACGCACUACUAAAACAACUUGUGAAACUCCGUCUACUGUUCAUGAAGUUCAUGAAGAUCAUACUUUGAACAUGCCUGUUAAACCAGUUCUAGUAGAUAAAGGCACUCAAACUGUGCAAAAACUCAUCUCUGAAAAUGUGUCCUUAGCAAUAAAGAAUAAACUAUUACAAAAAGAGAUAGAAAAUUUGAAGAGUCAGUUACACUUGAUUCAAGUUGAAAAAGGUUGUUAAGACUUAUUUCCUGGGGAUAAAAUUGAGGUUGAUCAAACUGUAAACUUAGUGAGACAAUAGUUUUUGAAGCAAUGAAAGAUGAUGUCAGGAAAUUCAAACUCUUACAGCAUUUUUCUGUCAUAGUGGCAGAUCUUAGGCCCAAGUGCAAAUAAAAUAUAGCUAUAUUGGAUCACUGAUGUGUCAAACCCUGAAAAUACUCCAGGGUAACGAAUGGGGCCAAAAAAGGGAACUUUCAGAGUUCUUCGCAAAAGAAGUUAUUAAUGACAUUGAUGAGACUGCAUUUAGAACUACUCCAAUCUGAUUUAGGAUAUUGAUUCCGUAACAAUCGUAUAUCUAAAAUUCUUUUGACAUAGAUAUAGUAUUUGUACAUGAAAUUCAGUACCCUAAAUUUUGAAAUGUUUGCCACAAAGGUCAAAUUGAGGAAACAUUUACCGAAAUGCUUGCGCUGCAUUGUCAUUUAUACGGGGGUACCAGUUAAGCAACCAAGUAAGUUUUUGGGUACAAAGGAAUGCCUACAUAAGAGACAUACAGAUUUUGAAAGGUGUAGUGCACCAUUUGGUUUCGUUAUGUAGGCUAUGUUUUUGAUGAAUAUGAAGGCAGUAUUUCUUACAAGGGAAUGGUAAAACAAUCGGGAUCGUUAGACCGCCUUUAAACUGGUGAUCUUAACAUGGCCAGUUGUUGAUUCCUAAUUAAAGAAAUGUACAAUGAAAUGAUAUCUUCCCUGUUUUGGGGGAGGAAGAGACACCUACCAAAGAAGCAAAACAUAGAAUUCAUGUUGAGCUCUCAAUUCAACGAAUUAUGAAAAAAUUUAAGAAUUCUGCAAAAAGUUGUGCCACUUUCGUUACAUGUAUUUUCACUGUGUAUUUUUGUUAUUAGUUGUCUUGUUAAUUUCUAGGAUCUUUGGUGCAAUAAAUCUUGUUCAAUGUUCAUUAUGUGAUUACAUGUAUGUCUCUGUUUCUUUUCUAUGUGUACAUUUAGUUUAAAAUAACAUAAAAAACAUUUAUUACAACUUAA